Molecule: messenger RNA, 862 nt
Organism: Wallemia mellicola CBS 633.66
Lineage: Eukaryota; Fungi; Basidiomycota; Wallemiomycetes; Wallemiales; Wallemiaceae
Exons: 6
Coding region: 10-705 (231 amino acids)
Biological process (GO): cardiolipin biosynthetic process
Cellular component (GO): membrane; mitochondrion
Molecular function (GO): cardiolipin synthase activity; CDP-diacylglycerol-glycerol-3-phosphate 3-phosphatidyltransferase activity
Source: RefSeq, a predicted model, not a curated record
AGAGAUACAAUGAUGUUGAGGAGCUCCUGUGGUUUAAAUAUUAGAAAUAUUAGGAGAUCUACGUUAUUAUCUAGAUUUAACACCUUACGCUUUCAAUCUAAUAAACCGACAAAGCAUGAGAAUAUAUGGACGAUCCCAAACGCUCUCACAGCCUCACGGAUAGUCAGCUGUCUUCCAUUAGGUUACUCUAUUUGUAUGCAUGAUUACAAAACUGCGACAGCUAUUCUCGUUUACGCUGGCGUAUCAGAUGCUCUCGAUGGAUUUUUAGCUCGUAGAUACAAUAUGGGUAGCGUAUUAGGUAGUAUACUCGAUCCAGCUGCCGAUAAAGCUCUCAUGACAACCUUAACGUGCACACUCACUUAUGCCGGGAUGAUACCCUUACCAUUGGCUGUCAUUAUAUUAGGAAGAGAUGUAGGAUUGAGCUUGUCUGCGUUUUAUAUUCGCUACGCAUCGUUGUCAGAACCAAAAACAUUCAAAAGGUAUUGGGAUUUCAGCAUACCAUCAGCUGAAGUCAAACCAACUAAUAUCAGCAAGUAUAAUACCUUCCUGCAGCUAAUUCUCAUGGGUGCCACCACCGUAAGCCCGCUCAUUGGAUUCGAUACGGCUAUACUAUUACAGUCCUUACAAUGGACUGUAGGUGGUACGACGAUAGCGAGUGCUUUGAGUUAUAUACGGAAUAAGAAUGCAGUACGUUAUCUAAACUGAGAAGCUUGUAUGAUUGUACAUAGAUUAUUUUUAAGCAAGUGGACUGAGAAGCUUGAUGAGACUUGGCUUUGGGUUGGCAUUAACAAAUCCAACGUAAAUAACAAAUGGAACCCAUCCCCAGUGAGCAGCAACCUUUGCUACUUCGACAGCUUUUGUG